UGUAUGAGUUGGGUAUGAACGAUGAGGUUAAGUUUUUACAUAUAAUUUAAAUUAGUAUGUUUUUUCCUAUUUCAUUACUAUAAUAAAUAGGUUAUAAAAAAUUUAAUAAUUUGUUUAAUUUACAAGCAUUGAAUAGUAAAUUUCAAAAAAAUCCAUAUGAUGCAAGCUUUGGCUGUUACAUUGAGAAAGAUUGCAUCAAAGGUUCAUGACAGUAGUUCUAGAGUGAAAUUGAAAAAUAUUAUUGGAGUUGCCUUCAGUAAUAAAUAUCUGUUUUAUACAAAUGUAACAAUAUCGGUUACUUUAUCAUCACUGGGUGAUAUAAUGGAGCAGACAUAUGAGCUUUACACAGAAGAAUUACCGGAAUAUGAUUUUAAACGUACUAAGCACAUGGCAUUCUCAGGGGCAGCCCUUGGGGUCUUAUGUCAUCAUUGGUACAAAGUUCUAGACAAAUUUAUAGUUGGUAAAACCACAGAUAUGGUUAUAAAAAAAUUUGCAUUAGACCAAUUAAUAUUCUCUCCCAUCAUGAUAGUUACAUUAUUCGGUAGUUUAGCAUUACUAGAAGAAAACCCUCUGCAAAACUUUAAAGAAGAAGUUACCCAUAAAUUUACAACAUUAUACAAAGCUGAAUGGAUGGUAUGGCCACCAGCGCAGAUAAUUAAUUUUUAUUUCCUACCAACUCGAUUUAGGGUUUUAUAUGACAACACUAUAUCUCUAGGAUAUGAUGUUUAUACUUCACAAGUAAAACAUAAUAAAAGUUUAAUAAAAGACCCUAAGUUGUGACGAAUAAGAUUUAAGAGUAAAUACUUUUAAUAGUAAAUGAAUUGUUGACUAUUUUUAUUUGUAUAAAAGAAUACAAUACUUACAAUUGUUACUUUUGAAGCUUCGUUAAGUGCUUAUGUAAUCUAAUGAAUUGUGCUGUGAUAUAAUAUUUUUUUUACAAGAUGUCAUAUCACUAAAUACAGAUAAGUUCCAUACAUA
Molecule: messenger RNA, 978 nt
Organism: Leptidea sinapis
Lineage: Eukaryota; Metazoa; Arthropoda; Insecta; Lepidoptera; Pieridae
Product: mpv17-like protein 2
Exons: 2
Coding region: 157-780 (207 amino acids)
Biological process (GO): mitochondrial ribosome assembly
Cellular component (GO): membrane; cytoplasm
Source: RefSeq, a predicted model, not a curated record